Messenger RNA from Notolabrus celidotus (New Zealand spotty), 1045 nucleotides. RefSeq names its product actin binding transcription modulator (gene abitram). Gene Ontology annotation, biological process: dendrite morphogenesis; regulation of actin filament polymerization; regulation of filopodium assembly. Gene Ontology annotation, molecular function: actin monomer binding; actin filament binding. Gene Ontology annotation, cellular component: filopodium tip; nucleus; dendrite. The transcript is spliced from 6 exons. Lineage: Eukaryota; Metazoa; Chordata; Actinopteri; Labriformes; Labridae. Bases 119 to 676 code for a protein of 185 amino acids. The record is from RefSeq and is a predicted model, not a curated record.
GCUUUCGGAUUCUUUACAAUGACGGACCGAUCCGUGUCACAUCAUUUACUGUCCGUCAAGCAAAGUACUAAACCAAAAGAUCUGUUUUACAUUACUCCUUACUUAAACUGUAUUGUACAUGCUGCUGAUGGACUGCGCGGAGGAGACAGAAACAAAAGCAACGGCGCCUUCAGUUGUUGACCGAUAUUACACACGAUGGUACAGAGCAGAUAUGAAGGGCAAGCCGUGUGAGGACCACUGCAUCUUACAGCAUUCAAACAGACUAUGUGUUGUCACAUUAGCAGACACUCACCCCAUCCUUCAGAAUGGACGGACAAUCAAAAGCAUCAACUACCAGAUCAGUAAUUGCUGCAGUCGGCUGAAAAACAAAGUUUCUGGAAAGUCCAAGAGGGGAGGGCAGUUCCUUACUGAUUAUGCACCUCUGUGUAGGAUAACGUGCACGGAUGAAAAUGAAUACACAAUUUACAGCUGCAUCCGGGGCCGUCUACUUGAGGUCAAUGAGAGCAUUUUGGAAACACCUUCGCUCUUGCUGGAAAAGCCAUCCACUGAAGGAUACAUCGCUGUCAUCCUGCCAAAGUUCGAGGAGAGUAAGAGCAUAACAGAGAACCUCCUGAGCAGAGAGCAGUUUGAGAGCCUUGUCUCUAAACGUACCGUUGACCAAUCACAGCCCUCUUGACAGAGUUCCAGAAUCGUGCCUUGUUUAAGUUUAGACUUUCUUGAAGGUCUUCUCUUCUACUCACUCCCACCAGGUUUGAUGAAGACGGAGGACAUCAUCAAAGAAAAUGACUGAUACAUAUGUGACUUCAGAGGAACUAUUGCAUUUAAUGCAAGCACUGUGCCAUGCCUCUAUUCUUUCUUCUUCUUUUUUUAUAUAAUUUUAAAAUUGAGGGAGGGUUCCAGAAAGUAAUGGGAAGUAGCUUAUUUAUUGUUUUGAUUUUCUGGUUUGAAAACAUUACUAUUGUCUGCUAAAUAUCCUCAACUAUUUUCAGCCCUUAUACGUUUUCUAGGAUAUCAAUAAACACAAAUGACAGUGAUGUAAGAAAAA